AUGAUGGUGAUGACUCUUCAAACCAUUUGCAAACGCAGUGCCAGGUCUUUGUUUAUCCAAGCUAGAGCCCGAGUCCAGUUCAGACCCUUAACGAUGACCGUCUCUUCGUCUACGUCGUCGACGACAUCGAAAUCAACCCCCGUGCCACCUGACGUAGCAACGAAGCCUACUCCAACAGCAGCAACUUCCAUUACUCCAGAAACUGAUGGCGGCGAAGAUCCAGAAACGACGACUCAGCAACCGAUUAUAUUUGCUCCCGAGACGUAUCAAUACACCAAAGGGCACUUAGACAUCGAUGAUGUCGCUCGUGACCCAUUGGAACAGUUUAAUCGCUGGUUUAAAGAUGCUCAAGAGCAAUUACCCAAGGGUUCAGACAUCAUCGUUGAAGCGACAACUUUCUCGACGGCGAGAUUGCCCAGCGGUCGAGUUUCCAGCAGGAUUGUCUUGUUGAAGGAGUUGGACAAGUACGGUUUUUUAGUUUACUCCAACUGGGGCACUUCGAAAAAAUCGCAAGAUCUCAACACUAACAAAUAUGCGAGCUUGACUUUUUUCUGGCCCCAUAUCCAACGCCAAGUUCGAGUUGAAGGGGUAAUGGAGCACGUUACUCGAGAAACUAGCGAGCGCUACUAUAACACUAGACCCCGCGGCUCCAAGAUUGGCGCAUGGGCCAGUCCGCAGAGCUCAACCAUUGCCGCGAGGAGCGAUUUGGACAAGUUGAACAACGAUUUCGAUGAGAAAUUCAGAGAUUUGAAAGAUGACGAGAUCCCGUGUCCUGAGUACUGGGGCGGAAUUAGGAUCGAGCCGUUGGAAAUUGAGUUUUGGCAAGGUGGAUUGAGUAGACUACAUGAUAGGAUCAGUUUCAGAAGAGACAAGAUCCACGACAAGAAUUGGGAAAUUUUUAGACUAGCUCCAUAG
Messenger RNA from Lodderomyces beijingensis, 915 nucleotides. Lineage: Eukaryota; Fungi; Ascomycota; Pichiomycetes; Serinales; Debaryomycetaceae. The record is from the annotation of a GenBank genome assembly.